AUGGCCAAGAGCAGCUCCCUGAACGUCCGCGUCGUGGAGGGCCGGGCGCUGCCCGCCAAGGAUGUGUCUGGGAGCAGUGACCCCUACUGCAUAGUGAAAGUGGACGACGAAGUGGUGGCCAGGACAGCAACCAUCUGGCGGAGCCUGAGCCCCUUCUGGGGGGAGGAGUACACCGUGCACUUGCCCCUGGAUUUCCACCAUCUGGCCUUCUACGUGUUGGACGAGGACACGGUGGGGCACGAUGACAUCAUAGGCAAGAUCUCGCUGAGCAGGGAGGCCAUUACAGCGGACCCCCGAGGAAUUGACAGCUGGAUCAACUUGAGCCGCGUGGACCCAGAUGCAGAGGUGCAGGGUGAGAUCUGCCUGGCCGUGCAGAUGCUGGAGGACGUGCGGGGCUGUUGUCUUCGCUGUCACGUGCUCCAGGCUAGGGACCUGGCUCCCCGAGACAUCUCUGGCACAUCUGACCCAUUUGCGCGUGUGUUUUGGGGCAGCCAGAGCUUGGAGACUUCGACCAUCAAGAAGACUCGCUUCCCACACUGGGAUGAGGUGCUGGAGCUGCGGGAGAUGCCAGGUUCCCCAUCCCCUCUGCGAGUGGAACUCUGGGACUGGGACAUGGUUGGCAAGAAUGACUUCUUGGGAAUGGUGGAGUUCCCCCCACAGGUCCUGCAACACAACCCGCCCAAUGGCUGGUUCCGCCUCCAGCCCUUUCCCAGAGCAGAGAAGGAUUCUGGCGGCAGCUUGGGUGCUCUGAGGCUGAAGGUGCGUCUGACCGAGGACUGUGUCCUGCCCUCACAGCACUACCAGCCGCUCAGGGAGCUGCUCAUGGAGUCGGUGCUGGGGCCAGCAGAGGAGGAUGCUGCCAGCCCUUUGGCUGUCCUGGAGGAGUUGACCUCGGGGGACUGCCGCCAGGAGCUGGCCACCAAGCUGGUGAAGCUCUUUCUGGGCCAGGGCCUGACUGGACCCUUUCUAGACUAUCUCACCCGACGCGAGGUGGCACGGACCACUGACCCCAACACCCUCUUCCGUUCUAACUCCCUGGCGUCCAAGUCAAUGGAACAGUUUAUGAAGCUCGUGGGCAUGCCCUAUCUGCAUGAGGUCCUGAGGCCAGUGAUCAACCGCGUCUUCGAGGAGAGGAAGUACAUGGAGCUGGAUCCCUGCAAGAUGGACCUGGGCCGCACCCGGAGAAUCUCCUUCAAGGGUGCGCCCUCCGAGGAACAUGUGCGGGAGGCCAGCCUGGGGCUGCUGACGGGCUACCUGGGGCCUAUCGUGGACACCAUUGUAGGCUCCGUGGGGCGCUGCCCGCCCACCAUGCGCCUCGCCUUCAAGCAGCUGCGCCAGUGUGUAGAGGAGCGUUUUCCCCAGGCGGAGCAUGAGGACGUGAAGUACCUGGCCAUAAGCGGCUUUCUCUUCCUGCGAUUCUUCGCACCUGCCAUCCUCACCCCGAAGCUCUUUGACCUCCGGGACCAGCACGCAGAUCCCCAGACCAGCCGCUCACUGCUGCUGCUUGCCAAGGCUGUGCAGAGCAUCGGAAAUCUAGGCCAGCAGCUGGGCCAGGGCAAGGAGCUGUGGAUGGCCCCCCUACACCCCUUCCUGCUGCAGAGUAUUUCCAGGGUGAGAGACUUCCUGGACCAGCUGGUGGACGUGGAUGGGAAGGAGGAGGCUGGGGGCCCAGCCAGGGCCCUGGUCCCGCCUUCAGUGACCGUUCGAGAAGGCUACCUGCUCAAGCGCAAGGAGGAGCCGGCCGGCCUGGCCACACGCUUUGCCUUCAAGAAGCGCUACUUCCGGCUCAGCGGGGAGACGCUCUCCUACUCCAAGAGUCCUGAGUGGCAGAUGCGCUCCUCCAUCCCCGUGUCGCACAUCCGAGCCGUGGAGCGCGUGGAUGAGGGCGCCUUCCAGCUGCCGCACGUGAUGCAGGUGGUGACGCAGGACGGCGCAGGGGCGCUGCACACCACCUACCUCCAGUGCAAGAAUGUGAACGAGCUCAACCAAUGGGUGUCGGCCCUGCGCAAGGCCAGCGCCCCCAACCCGGACAAGCUGGCUUCCUGCCACCCCGGUGCCUUCCGCAGCGGGCACUGGACCUGCUGUCUCCAGGCCGAGCGCUCAGCUUCCGGCUGCAGCCGCACGCACUCAGCCGUCACCCUGGGGGACUGGAGUGACCCACUGGAUCCUGAUGCUGAGACCCAGAUGGUGUAUCGGCAGCUGCUUCUGGGGCGGGACCGGCUCAGGAUGAAAUUCCUGGAGGAUUCCAACAUGCAUACAUCUCUGGAGGCAGACCCAGAGCAGGGCUCCAGGGCGAUGGAAGGGGCCUGUACUGAUGCCGGGGCUCGGCAGAGGGAGGCAGCUGCCCACCUGCUGGAGGUGCUCGCAAACCUGGACCAAGCCCAUGAGGAGUUCCAGCAGCAGGAGCAGGGGAAAGUGGUUUGGGGCCCCCUGAGGCCCUGA
Molecule: messenger RNA, 2442 nt
Organism: Rangifer tarandus platyrhynchus (Svalbard reindeer)
Lineage: Eukaryota; Metazoa; Chordata; Mammalia; Artiodactyla; Cervidae
Source: the annotation of a GenBank genome assembly